Molecule: messenger RNA, 1141 nt
Organism: Paramuricea clavata
Lineage: Eukaryota; Metazoa; Cnidaria; Anthozoa; Malacalcyonacea; Plexauridae
Source: the annotation of a GenBank genome assembly
CAAAAGAAAAGAUCCCACAGAAAAUUUUGGAGAGGAAGAACCAAGCCUAGGUAAGGACUAGUGUUGUAAAGAGUUUGAGUAUGGCUGACAUUUCUGUCCACUUCCUGAACUGAUGAAGAUGUUUAAGAGGUUUUUUGUAUAUUAUGUAGUACAUGCUCAAAACCAACAAGUAUAAUCAGGGCGCUUAUAUAAUUAUAUAAGUGCCCUGAGUAUAUACCACUUGCUUAUGACCACAUUUUAAAUUUUUCAUUUUUCUCAAUUGACAAAUUAACUUAAAAAGUCUGUUUAGUGUUUUAUCUGUAAAAUUAUACUAAAAUGUGUGAAGCCUCUUACUACACUUCACUGAAUCUUGCUACUCAAAAAUUAAUUUCUGAAUGUCCCAUUCUCUGUUAAGUUGACAGUGCCCAGUAUUCUUGGGUUUCAAUCACAUAAUAUUUUAGAGCAUAAUUUGACUCAAGUGGGAUCAAUAAUUGAAUUGAUGUCAACCAAAACAACAAAGAAACAAAAUGUUAGUUCUUUAAAUAUUGGUUCUGUCUGUAUAUUUCCAUAUAUAUAUAUAUAUUGAAAAUCAUUUUAGUGGACAAAAGCCGUGAAUUUCUCUUGAACUUGAGAUUCUUCAGAACAUUUAUUGGCAUCUGGAAUGUUGCAAUGAUGAUAUGUAUGAUCAUGUGAGUACUGGAUUAAAAUGAUUUGAUAUUUCAGUGAGUACUGGAUUAAAAUGAUUUGAUAUAUCAGUGAGUACUGGAUUAAAAUGAUUUGAUAUAUCAGUGAGUACUGGAUUAAAAUGAUUUGAUAUAUCAGUUGUUGAUGAAUUGCAAUCUAACAGGUAUAUAUAAUGUUGAAAGGUUUUUGUAGAUGGAAAUUUUGAGUGCACAUUUUUUAAUAUACAUUCUUAGACCUAACCAGAGGUAGCAGCGAAAAAUGCAACUAUAGACUAUAGGCUUUAAAUUUAUACAUGUAGUUGUGUUUUUUGCAGCUGCUCCUGGUUUGGUUUAGAAAUAUAUAAAAAGAUUCCACUCCAAAUUUCCAUCUACAAAAACCAUUCAACAUUUAGUACUAUCAAGUGAGAUGCCCCAAAUCCUGAUAUUUAUCCUAUUCUAAUCUGAUUUGUUUUCCAUUUUUCAGUUUUUUUGGUUCAUGA